Boleophthalmus pectinirostris (great blue-spotted mudskipper) is the source of this 825-nucleotide messenger RNA. Its product is annotated as hatching enzyme 1.2-like. The coding region runs from base 1 to 825 and encodes 274 amino acids. The transcript is spliced from 9 exons. The record is from RefSeq and is a predicted model, not a curated record. Gene Ontology annotation, molecular function: zinc ion binding; metalloendopeptidase activity. Lineage: Eukaryota; Metazoa; Chordata; Actinopteri; Gobiiformes; Gobiidae. Gene Ontology annotation, biological process: proteolysis.
AUGUCUCCUUCCAGGUUCUCCGUGCUGGCUCUGCUGCUGCUCUCGGCAUACUGCUGGGCUGAGGAGUCAGACCUUUCUGUGUCUGAAAUCAUUGAGAACGCCAACAAAAACAUUGUGCGUCGUGAAGGUGAGCCCAUGCUGAUCGAGGGAGACAUCGCCAUCGACAACGAGGCUGAGAGGAACGCUGACCCCUGCACCUCCAGAGGCUGCAAGUGGGGAAAGAACACUGAUGGAAAGGUUUACAUUCCCUACUACAUCGCCAACCACUUCUCUUCCAGGGAAAAGUCCAUCAUCACCCGUGGUCUGGAGUCUUUCUCCUCCUUCUCCUGCAUCCGCUUCAGACCUAGCAGAAGCUCUGACCGUGACUGGCUGAGCAUCGAGUCCAGAGACGGCUGCUGGUCGUACGUGGGUCGCCGUGGAGGAAAGCAGACUGUGUCUCUGAACCGUGGAGGAUGUCUGUACCACAACACUGUCCAGCAUGAACUGCUCCACGCUCUGGGCUUCAACCACGAGCAGACCCGCUCUGACAGGGACAACCACAUCAGGGUGCUGCUGGAGAACGUGGUGUCUGGAAUGGAGCACAACUUCAGGAAGAUCGCCACUCUGAACCAGGGCACUCCCUACGACUACGGCUCUGUCAUGCAGUACUUCAGAACUGCUUUCUCCAAGAACGGUAAGCCCACCAUGAUCCCCAUCCCCAAUGCCAACGUGAGCCUGGGCAAUGCCAGGGAGAUGAGCUCCAAUGACAAGAAGAGGCUCAACUCUCUGUACCAGUGCUGUGAGUGUCACCCACACAAUCAGAUGAAGGAUCGAGGUCUGGUGUAA